UCAACAAGAGCGAACCAUAGGAACUACCGAACUAGCAAUCAGAUUUUUCGUCGGAGCAUCGGCGGAAUCUGCUUCUGAAGCUUUUCCUCCCGCCGGAGCGAGUCGUAACUCAGCGUCCGAGUUGAGCCACCAUGGGCCUGGUGGACAUGGAUUCCAUGGCUGCCUCGAUUGGCGUCUCCGUCCCAGUCCUCCGCUUCCUCCUCUGCUUCGUCGCGACGAUCCCCGUCUCGUUCAUGUGGCGACUCGUCCCGAGUCGACUCGGAAAGCACAUCUAUUCGGCUGCGUCGGGUGCUUUCCUCUCUUACCUCUCCUUCGGCUUCUCCUCGAACCUCCAUUUCCUCGUCCCGAUGAUGUUAGGAUACGCUUCCAUGGCGAUUUAUCGACCCAGGUGUGGCAUCAUCACGUUCUUUCUAGGGUUUGGUUACCUCAUUGGAUGUCAUGUCUAUUACAUGAGUGGGGAUGCUUGGAAAGAAGGAGGAAUCGACGCUACUGGAGCCUUGAUGGUGUUAGUGCUGAAAGUUAUUUCGUGUGCAAUAAAUUACAACGAUGGGAUGUUGGAGGAGGAAGGUUUGCGUGAGGCUCAGAAGAAAAACCGUUUGAUUCAGAUGCCUUCACUUAUUGAGUACUUUGGCUACUGCCUCUGCUGUGGCAGCCACUUUGCUGGCCCGGUUUAUGAAAUGAAAGACUAUCUUGAGUGGACCGAAGGAAAGGGGAUUUGGGCUACUGAGAAAGGAAAUGCACCGUCACCAUAUGGGGCCACACUCCGAGCUCUUUUACAAGCUGGGAUUUGCAUGGCUUUGUAUCUUUAUUUAGUGCCUUAUUUCCCGUUAACUCGGUUCACCGAACCCAUUUACCAAGAAUGGGGGUUCUGGAAAAGAUUGGGUUAUCAGUACAUGUCUGGCUUCACAGCUCGUUGGAAGUAUUAUUUCAUAUGGUCGGUUUCAGAGGCUUCUAUUAUCAUCUCUGGAUUGGGUUUCAGUGGUUGGAUCGAUUCUUCUCCGCCAAAGCCAAAGUGGGACCGUGCCAAAAAUGUUGACAUUAUAGGAGUUGAGCUUGCCAAGAGUGCGGUUCAGAUUCCCCUUGUGUGGAACAUACAAGUCAGCACUUGGCUCCGUCACUAUGUAUAUGAGAGGCUCGUAAAGAGAGGGAAGAAAGCAGGUUUCUUCCAGUUGCUAGCUACGCAAACUGUCAGUGCUGUCUGGCAUGGACUAUAUCCUGGUUAUAUCAUAUUCUUCGUUCAAUCAGCAUUGAUGAUCGCCGGUUCAAGGGUGAUUUACCGAUGGCAACAAGCCAUUAAUCCAAAGAUGGGUAUACCGAGGAAGGUGAUGGUGUUCGUGAACUUCCUCUACACUGUAUUGGUCCUCAACUACUCAUCCGUCGGCUUUAUGUUGCUGAGCUUGCACGAGACAGUCACUGCCUAUGGAAGUGUACAUUACGUAGGAACGAUCGUGCCGAUAGUCGUGAUCCUCCUUGGAUACGUCGUUCCAGCCAAACCGCCGAAGCCCAAAGCACGUACAGAGUGAGUAACGUGAAGAAUGGUGUGCUGUCGAUUCUUUACUCUCUCUCUCUUCUCUCCCGUUUCACUUCAGCGCUUCUCUUCUUCUUUAACUCUGAUUUUUAUGGACAUGUUUUGGGCUCCCACAGCUUCUAUAACUUAAGCUCUCUUCUUUCUCAGUUUUCUUUUUUUCAUGUUUGAUACGCAAAACUACGAACAUGCAUGCAUCUAUCCAUGCAUGCGUGUGUAUGCCGAGAAGAGAAACAACAGGAUAUUGAGGAGGCCACAGGAGUGAAAUCUGUGGAUCUUGAAUUUUCUAACUGUUA
Messenger RNA from Tarenaya hassleriana, 1821 nucleotides. RefSeq names its product lysophospholipid acyltransferase 1. Gene Ontology annotation, cellular component: endoplasmic reticulum; membrane. Gene Ontology annotation, molecular function: acyltransferase activity. The transcript has 9 exons. NCBI's taxonomy places the organism in Eukaryota, Viridiplantae, Streptophyta, Magnoliopsida, Brassicales, Cleomaceae. Bases 132 to 1523 code for a protein of 463 amino acids. The record is from RefSeq and is a predicted model, not a curated record. Gene Ontology annotation, biological process: phospholipid biosynthetic process; lipid modification; triglyceride biosynthetic process.